AAAACAUAGGCACAAUUUGCUCCAGCUGUCCCACGCAGCAAACGAGCAGAGGCUCUGGGCCCGACCGCCCUCCGGCCAGCAGGUGGCACAGUGGCACGCACAGCCCAGCACCUUGCUCAACCGCGUCUUUCCCCCACUCGCCAGCCCCGCCCAGGCCGGAAAACGGACGUCAAUCGGUCCCCAGGAAAAUGGCUGCAUCCACGUGUAUGUGGUAGAGUACUACAGUCGGUUGACAGGGGCGCUUGACCCCAUGAAGCGCAAAGGCGGGCGCGGGCCGCACCGCGGUCAUGGGGGUGGUGGGAAGGGGGCCAUGAAGCGCCUAAAGUUGGUAGUGGAGGAGUUUGUGCAAGCGACCCCUGAGGUUGAGGCUCCCGAAGGUUUCAAGGGACCUCUCCCAGGGUCCCAAGCCGAGGGUCGCGGCGUUCCAUCAGGCUUCCGCCCGGGCAGAAAAAAAAGCCGCAAGGAGUUAAAAAAGGAGAAGCGACACCUGAGGAAAGUCCGCCGGUUUCAAUGGACAGCAGGCUCAGGAAGCCGCGGCGCGGCCCAAGAAACAGUCGGCCCUCAAUCUGAAAAGAAAGAGGAAAGCGUUCACGCAACCGUCAGUCGAGACCCAUCUCCUCCCCAAAAGCUGCGACCUCCCCAAGCUAAGGCCAAGGCUCCCAAGGCCCAAGCCAGGAUUCCCAAAGCUCAGGCCAAUCCGAAGUGUUGCCCGGAGAAGACCAAACUCUCCGCAGCCGCCAAUGCCGCUGCUCGGAAACUGGCGCUUAUGGCUGCCAACGAAGAAGAGGACCGAGAGAUCCGAAAGCUGGAGCGUUGCCUCGGCUUGAACAAGCGUAAAAAAAAGGGCAACAGUAGCUCUAUGCCGCUUAGUUUUGCUCGCGACGGGCUAGGCUAUAUCCUAGGAGCUCUGGAAUCUGGGAAAAAUUGUGGCUUAUAUGAAAGCAGUAGUGAGGAAGAGGAUGCUGCGGAAACACUCCCCGAAAGUGAUUUAGAGAGUGACACCGAAGAAGAAAAUGAAGAGGAGGAGGAUGUAGAAGAAGAAAAUGAAAAGAAAGAAGACGAAGAGGGAGCGGAUAGCGCGGAGGAGGAGAAUGUCCUAGAGGAAAAAGAACUAUCAGCAGCACACUGGGAAGCGCAGAAGGAAAGGGCGGGGAAAAGAGUUCGUUUUGCGGCAGAGGAAAGGAGCGAAAGUUCUUCAGAGGAUGGUGACACCACAGAUCAGAGCCUUUGUGAAAGUUGUAAGAAGUAUACUCCACCUCAUGUGAGGCGAGCUGCAGAAACAGUAGAUCCCCAAAAGAAGGAGGAAUUGGAAAGGUUAAAGAAACAAGUAAAAGGCCUCAUUAACAGGUUGAGUGAACCAAACAUGGCCUCUAUAAGUGGACAGCUGGAGGAAUUGUAUAUGGCUAAUAGUAGGAAGGAUAUGAAUGACACUUUUACAGGCAUUCUUAUGAGUGCAUGUGUAACUGACACGGUCAUGCCCAGCAGGCUGAUGAUGGAGCAUGUUCUUCUAGUUAGCAUUCUUCAUCACACAGUAGGAAUUGAGGUUGGUGCUCACUUUUUGGAGGCUGUGGUGAGGAAGUUUGAUGAUGUAUAUAAAAAUGGAAGUGAAGGGAAGGAAUGCGAUAACCUUUUUACUGUUCUUGCCCAUUUAUAUAACUUCCACGUGGUACAGUCUCUCCUCAUCUUUGAUAUUUUGAAAAAACUUAUUGAAACUUUCACAGAAAAAGAUAUUGAGUUGAUCCUGUUAAUGCUGAAAAAUGUUGGCUUUUCACUAAGAAAAGAUGACGCUUUAUCACUUAAGGAGCUGAUCACUGAAGCCCAGAAGAAAGCCAGCAGAGCAGGCAACAAGUUUCAGGACCAAACCAGGAUUCGGUUCAUGCUAGAGACCAUGUUGGCACUGAAGAAUAACGACAUGCGUAAAAUUCCUGGUUAUGAUCCUGAGCCUGUAGAGAAACUGAGGAAGUUACAAAGAGCUUUGGUGCGCAACACUGGUUCGGGUACAGAAACUCAGCUUCGAGUCUCCUGGGAGAGUGUCUUGAAUGCAGAGCAGGUUGGCCGCUGGUGGAUUAUAGGGUCAUCAUGGAGCGGAGCCCCAAUGAUCGACAGCAGUGAUAAUAAGAUCCAGCAGAAGCCACUUGCAGGGAUGGUUAGUUCAAAGAUAUUGGACCUUGCCCGCAAACAGAGAAUGAACACCGACAUCCGAAGAAACAUAUUCUGUACAAUAAUGACCAGUGAAGACUUUUUGGAUGCAUUUGAAAAGCUGCUAAAGCUUGGACUUAAGGAUCAGCAGGAGAGAGAAAUAGUUCAUGUUCUCAUGGAUUGCUGCCUUCAAGAGAAAACGUAUAAUCCUUUUUAUGCAUUUUUGGCCAGCAAGUUUUGUGAAUAUGAGAGGAAAUUUCAGAUGACUUUUCAAUUCGGCAUAUGGGACAAAUUUCGGGAUUUAGAAAAUUUGCCAGCUACUAAUUUCUCUAAUUUAUUUCAUCUUGUCGCACACUUGUUGAAGACAAAAUCUCUUCCACUUUCCAUUUUAAAGGUAAUUGAAUUCAGCGAAUUGGACAAACCCAGAGUCCACUUUUUACGGAAAGUGUUAUAUAUGCUGUUAAUGGAAACAGAGGUUGAAGACCUUGUUUUAAUUUUUGGAAGAGUAUCUGACAACCCAAAGUUGGGGAUGUUAAGGGAAGGUUUGAAGCUUUUUAUUAGCCACUUCUUACUGAAGAAUGCACAGGCCCACAAAAGUGCUGAGGAAGCCAACCUACUAAAAGAGAGAGCUGACCUUGCAACAAAGUCUUUGCAAGGAAAGUCUUCACUAAGAAUGUAA
This is a messenger RNA of Orycteropus afer afer, 2818 nucleotides long. The record is from RefSeq and is a predicted model, not a curated record. NCBI's taxonomy places the organism in Eukaryota, Metazoa, Chordata, Mammalia, Tubulidentata, Orycteropodidae.